Trichobilharzia szidati is the source of this 1507-nucleotide messenger RNA. The record is from the annotation of a GenBank genome assembly. Lineage: Eukaryota; Metazoa; Platyhelminthes; Trematoda; Strigeidida; Schistosomatidae.
GAACAGAAAUUGCAUUUAUGAUUGUCAAAAGAAGUAUCGCCUGAAGUGUCUCUCCAUUCAUAUGAUGGAAAUAAUUCCAAUGAUAUUAAGUAUAUGUUGCAUAGAUUAUUUAGUCUUGACAGUUACUUUCUUUAUGAUUUUCGGUGACGGGCAAUGUCAGCUGAAAUACGACUAGGUGAGAAAAGAGUUAGUUGCGGUGAAACCAAAAUGUGCUAUCAGUCCAUGAAGUCUUUCUUGGUUCGAGUUACCUAGGCAGGUAUAGACUGCCUGGCUGGGGACCUUGGGAUAAUAAGUACCAAUGUCUGGAGACUAAUGGUGAUAUGGCUCAAAAUCAUUCUCAGUGUCACAUUCACUGUUUGUAAUCUCCCGUUUACAAUGAACUAUCAUGUCUUUCCAUUUUACUCUUGUUCCUCGCUUACAUUUCGCCCACUGUAGUUCGUUUGAUUUUCUUUUUUCUCCUCUACCAUUGUGUGAUACAUGGGGUAUGGUAACGUGGACUACUGCACUUCAUUGCAAAGUUUUGUGUUGAAACCCAGUCAGUCAAUUUUUUAUGGUUUUAGAUCAUCACACUUUUAAUGAUUUUUAGGUUGAUGAACUUGUGGAGGCUCUAAUGGAUGUAGAUGAAAGUGAGUUGGAAGGUCGAGACGUUGUAGUUCCUGAUCAAAAACCUGAAGAACCAAUGGAUAUAUUGUUACGGACUGCCAGAUACUGUACUACCGAACGAUAUAAUAGUUGUGCAGCACUGAGUGAGGUUUUACAAAAACUGUACAGACAGGAAGUAUCAGAUUACCGUGCAGUGCAUAAGAAAACUCCAAACCCCUCAUACGUACCUUAUGGACAAUUGUAUCGCUUCAUGAUGGCACUGGUAGCUGGACGACCUUUACCAAAUCUAUCUGAUUUGUCCUCUGCCGCCAUCCUGGACUUUCUAACUUGUUUGACCUCUAUUGCCAACAUAGCCUCCGACCUUGAUAAUGGAAAGGACACUUGUAAUUCUGCGACAGAUCCUGUUCGUACCCGAAUGAGGGAACAAGUUACAAAUGCUACAAACAUGGUUAAACAGAAAAUCGGUGUAUAUAUGGCCCUUGUUGGUGCUAUACAUGCCAGUUCAUUUCCUAGUAUACGCGAUGAAAUAACCCUUCAAAGAGAUUUUGGUACCCAUCCUCUUACUCCAUUACGUCUACUAUGUCAAGUGAAACAUCCUGACACGAUUUUAGGAUAUCCUCCAAUGGUGAAAUACUUGGUUGAUAAGUUCGCAGAAAUUUGGAAAAGUAAGACUACAAGUGGUCAGCAAUCUACAGUUCCUGUUACUAAUAAAGAAAUGGAAGAUACCAAAAAUGUUACACUAACGUCGAAUCGGUACGUGCAUUGGUGUCCUGGGACGCACUUCGUUCGUAUAAAGGAGGAAGGAGAGGAUGAAAAUGUCAAUGCAUUUGUAAAUACUCAUUUUAAAGUGAACAUUGAGGAGACAGAUUUUUCAAUGGAAUUACACAAGAACAGGACCAAGUAA